UACUACAUAUAUCUUAAUCUAAGUCAUUACUCAUAAUUAAUCUCGAGGAGCAAUAAAUCAAUUAAUGGCCUACAGAAAAAGAAGACAACAAUGACACCUAAAUUUGUGGCCAAAUAUAACUCCUAUGGGCCUCCCUACACCACUCCUCCUUCCCCUUCCACAACCAUCCAAACCUUUCUUGCAAAAAAUUGAACCAACAAACUUUGCCAUUUAGCCAAAAAUUCCUGUAAAUGCGAAAAUUUUAGUACCAAAAAAAAAAAAAACAUUGAAUUAAAUAUGCGUAAUGGAUUCACACUUCCUUCAACUCAAUUAAAAUCAACUCCUCAAAUCCUAAUUUUCUCUCAUCACAAUCAAAAUUACUCCCCAAGAACAUAUCUUUAUCCCUUUACUCUUCACCUUCAAACUCAUUUUCUCUCUCCUACUUCUGUACCUGUACUUAGAUGCUGCUAUGGCAGUCAUGUAAUUGAUCUUUUGGUGCUGGGUUCACAUUCUUCAAUACCCAGUUCAAUAAAUUUGAGGAAGAAGCAGAGAUAUAAAGUAAAAGCUAGUGUUAGAGAAACCCCAUAUCAAGUUUUGGGGGUUUCUUCUUCUGCUACUCCUAAUGAAAUUAAAAGGGCUUAUCGAAAACUUGCUCUUAAAUAUCACCCAGAUGUUAAUAAAGAGGCAAAUGCUCAAGAGAAAUUUAUGAGAAUAAAGCAUGCAUAUAAUACGUUGAUCAACUCUGAUUCUCGAGAUAGAUAUGAUGCGGGCAAUCGCAGAUCUGACUUUUCGUAUUCAUCUUCUGGAAGAAGUCAGAGCACCCAAGAAGAGGAAGAAUUCUAUGGAUUUGGUGAAUUUUUGACGGAUGUCCAAAUUACAGUAGGUGACUUCUUUAGAGAUCUACAGGAAGAAUUUCAAAACUGGGAAGCCAAUGCCUCAUCACAAGGGAAGCCGAAGAGCUUAUGGGAAGAGUUAUCGGAAAUAGGUGAAGAGUUUGUUGAAUUUUUGGAGAAGGAACUUAAUAUAACCAAUGAAGAUAUUGGUGGUGAGGCACCUAGAGAAGAUUCUUUUAAAAGUUCUGGUGCUCAAAGAGCAAAUAAUGUUGAUAAUGGAACAGGAGGGAAAAACAAAAACAGCAUUGAAGAGAGUAUUGACGACAUUGAAGCUGCUCUUGCUCAAUUAAAGAAGGAAUUAGGCAUAUAGCAGUAAAAUUACUUGUUCUUUUGCUUAAAUUUUGGUGUAUAUUAUAACACAAAACUAUAUCAUGAUACCUAAAUACCUUUUUGGUCAUGCUUUAGUUGUUUACAAAGAUUAUGUCCUACACAGGAGAACCUAUGCUCCAAAUGGAGAUGCUUCUUUUCAAAUGAAUAUAACUUGAGUUUAAUCAA
Messenger RNA from Chenopodium quinoa (quinoa), 1367 nucleotides. Its product is annotated as dnaJ homolog subfamily B member 8-like. The transcript has 5 exons. Gene Ontology annotation, cellular component: cytoplasm. Lineage: Eukaryota; Viridiplantae; Streptophyta; Magnoliopsida; Caryophyllales; Amaranthaceae. The record is from RefSeq and is a predicted model, not a curated record. Gene Ontology annotation, biological process: protein refolding. Bases 277 to 1182 code for a protein of 301 amino acids.